This is a messenger RNA of Peronospora matthiolae, 486 nucleotides long. The record is from the annotation of a GenBank genome assembly. Lineage: Eukaryota; Oomycota; Peronosporomycetes; Peronosporales; Peronosporaceae.
AUGUUCAAGUGCCUCAAGGCAAACGCGCGAAGUUCGACUCCAAGUCAUCACUCUGUCGUUUCCUGGGGUACGCUGAACACCAGAAGUCGUAUCGGUUCGAGAGAGGUGUCAACAGGAGCGAUCAAGAUCAGUCGUGAUGCCACGUUCAUGGAAGACAAGUUUGAUGAAGGUCCGCACAACUACAACGAUGAGUCAAGUGCCGUUAAGUUUGACGAUCAAGACGACGACGAAGAAAAAGAAGAAGGUAAGACUGACGUCGAAAUGAACUCGAGCGACGAUGAAGACAUUAGGUCUUCGAAUAGCAACAUCAAGAGACACACGCGCACUCAAUCACCGGCUGCAAUGGAUUUUGAAGCAGCCUACUUCGUUGAUUCAGUGGGGGAGAUGCCGACUACAUUCAAGUCGGUGAUAGAAUCAAGCGACUCCGGCAAGUGGAAAGAAGCGUGUGACUCGGAGUUCGACUCGCUUCAGAGAAACGACACGUAG